UAUGCUUUCCUAAUUGUAUACUGUUAAGAACAACAACAACGUAUUGCUAAGGUUAAGCGCAUAUAAGUGUAUAGAAAACACACUAAGGGUACUCAUGUAAACGAUUAAAAGUCAGGCAAACUGUGCAAUCUGUGCAUUUUUCAACUCUCCAAAAUUAAAUUUUUAAAAUUGUAUUGAAAUUCAUUAGCACAACCCAAAUAAAUUUACUCGACAAUUUAGCCUGGCAAACUUGAAUUGUUUAGUUGUGCAUUUGAUAAAUGAAAAAAAAAUUAUUUUCAUUUGUCAAUUUUUUUAAGCGGGAUAGAAAAAAUCUUAACAAAUUUAUAAUUUCGCAAAUAAGUGCCUUUAAAAAAGGGGGUUUUCGUUAAUUCGUGCAAAAAGAUUUAUGUAUACAUUUGUAAAUAAAUGGCGGAGGUAAGUUUACAUUUAAAAAAUAAAUUCAGAUCUAAUAACAUAUUUUUUAAAGAAAACAACAGAGAAGCCUUUAAAGCGAAAAAGAAUAAAUGGAACUCAUCGUUGGACUGAUGCGGAAACGCUCCAUUUAGUGCAAGAAGUUGCUGAAGAAGUAAAAGACAAGAUAGAAUCAUAUGAAAAACCAACCGCGCAAUAUUUUUAUAAAAAAAUUGCAGCAAAAUCAGCUAUACCAAAAUCUAUUGAAUGGGUGCCUAUGAAAAAUAAAAUGAGACAUCUUAAAUCAUUUUAUAUGUCUGCACUCAAUUGGAGAAAUCUAACUGGUUCAGGUCUUCUUGCUACUGGGAAUGAAAAAACAGCCGAAGAAUACAUUGAUAAAAUUUGUCCAAUGUUUAAGUAUCUUGAACAAAUAUUUGGUCAAAGACGAGGUGUGAAUCCUUUAAUAAUUAUAGAGACGUCAAUGGAGGAUCAAGAUAUUGAUUGUGUUGUUGGAGAAGUAGAAAUCUUUCAAGUUUUAUUGAUAAAGAAGAAUUCUUUGAAACUUCCGAAAACAAUACAAGUAGUUCUCCAGAAGCUUCAUUUAGCUCACAGACAUCAAUUGAUUCUAUAUCAUUAAAAGAAUCUAUGAAAAAAUUCCAAAAAAGACUCCAAAAUCGAAAAACACGAGUCUAUUUUCUAUGCUAAUUUUCCUACAAGAAAAUGAUAUUUAUCUGGCAACGCUAUGCCUGAGCAAACGUGCAGUUUUUUAUACAGCUGAUCAUUUUUAUUUUUUGUACUUAAUUUGAUCUUUCAAUUAGAUUAAAAAUUGAUUUGAUUAAUUAAAUUAUCCUCCGGAACUAGGAAUUAUCCUCGGGAACUUGCUUUUUCACAUAAUAUUUGAGCUUCUAUAAGAGUGUUGCUUGCUGCUGCUGUUGUUGUUGUUGCUGUUGAGUUUUAUUUCAUCUGCCAAAUUUUUUUCUGGGAAUUAUGCCUUCGACUAGAAUUUUUAAAUGUGUUGUCUGCUCAGAUAAUAUUUGUAAAACUCAACCAAGUAUUCAGUGCUGCUCGUGUAAAUUAUGGGUACAUGUCAAAUGCUCAGGCACUAAUGAAAAGGACUUGGCAGGUUUAAAAGGCAAUAAAUAUACAUGCUCUAACUGCAAUAAUCAGCCUCGAACACCUGAAACUGAUGGUUCAGUGAAAAGUGAAAUAAGUGCUCUAAAAAGUGUUAUUGAUAAUUUUAUUAACAAAGUUGAGAAUGACCAUAUAUCUGCCAAAUCUGAUUUGAGUAGCCUUAACACAAAAAUUGAUAAUUUUAUUAUGAAUAAAACAAACUCUGGCUGACACUAUUGCCAGCUUCAGGUCUGAAAUGGCCUCAUGUUUUAGGGAGAUGAAGUCUGAGAUACUUGAAUGUAAUAAAUUAAUUGCAAAUAUUGACAAGUCCACCUCAACUAAAAUUAUGGCUUUGGAAAAUGAGAAUUAUGUAUUACAUAGGCGUUUAAAUCGAGCCGAUAUCAUCAUUAGUGGUCUUCCUAAUGGAAUUGAAAACCUUUUUGAUCCGAUAAUAAAGAUUGGUUCCUAUUACAAUAUAUCCAUAUCAAAAAAUGACAUCAAUCACGUUUGUUAUAUACAUCAGCGGAAAUCUGUGCUUGUUAAAUUUAAUAACGUUUUUCUUCGUGACAACAUUAUGAGUGCUUAUUUUAAAACUCGUUCCUUAAAAGUUGCUGAUGUUGUUGAGGGUAAUAUUGAUCUAAGGAUUUAUUUAAAUGAUCAUUAUGGACCUGCUGCUGGAAAAUUAAAUGCAAUUUGCAGAAAACUAUUACAAAAGAAGGUCAUAAACAAGUAUCGUAUCUUAAAUGGUGACAAAUUGCUGGUCAAACUGACUAUGUCUGAUGGAAGUGUGGUGAUUCAUAACGCUGUUGAAUGUGAUUCUUUACUACAUGGUUUUUAAAUAUUUGUUAGUAAUUUUAUUUUUUGCUAUCAAUCCUAAUUAUCUAUGUUAACUAUUUUUUAAACCUUUUUUUAUUCGAAUCAAAAUGUAAUUUAAAUUAAAAGGCUGUUUUAGCGUGAAGUAUGCGGAAGAAUAAUUACUUCCCCUAUAUCCUACUUUUGCAUUAGUCUGUACACGAAUUUAAAUGUAAUUGUUUUUCAUUCCUAUUUUAGAAUUAUUAUUUACAAUUUUAAUUUUAAAUAUCUACAGCCUUUUAAUUCAAAUAACUUUUAUUAUUUUGUAUAGUUAUUUUUGUUGAACUUAUUUUUUUUUUUAUUUUUUAGCUAGUUAACCUAAUUUUUUUGAUCUCAUAUACAUAUAACUAAUGAUUAGCUGUAUACAAUUAGUAAUUUAAUUUUCUUGUGUAAUUAUAAUGUUUUUUGUUAAUAGCUAUUAUAAUUUAUUCUAUUGUCGUUGGUUCCCCAUUUUAACUUUUUUACUUGAAUCAAAUGGCUCUUGACCUAAGUAGUGGUCCUUCAUUCAGUAGUGGUUAUUAUAUGAGAAGUGUAUUGCAUAAUCAUAGCCAAAAUUUUAAUAUUGCUCAUCUUAAUUGCCAGAGCAUUAAACCUACAAGUAAUUACUCAAAAAUUGAUGAAUUGAGGUCGUUUGUAAAUCAUUCUUUUUUGGAUGUGUUUGCGGUUACUGAAACCUGGCUUAAGCCGGAUGUUUCUAGUCAGUCUGUUGAGAUUCCUGGUUUUGGGUUUUGCAGGAAUGAUCGUUUAGCUACAAGAGGUGGUGGUGUUGGGAUCUAUAUAUCUAGUAAGAUCAGGUACAAACAAGUUUUUAAAAUCUCAGAUGUAGGUGUUUGUGAGUCUUUAUUUGUUGAAUUGUGCUUCAAUGAUAGUGUUUUUCUUAUUGGUGUGGUUUACUUACCACAUGGGGAUAUUGGAUCAUUUGAAAGUUUUCAUCAUAAUCUCUUUUCUUCUUAUUUAAACAUUAUUGUUGUUGGUGACUUCAACUGUAAUAUGUUUGACAUUGCAAAGUCUUGUGCCAUGCGUUCGAUAUGCCAUAGAUGUAAUUUGUCAUUGGUUCAUAAUUCUCGACCCUCGCACUUUGAUAUUGCGCACGGUUCCACUUCGUUAAUUGACUUUUGGUUAGUAAGUGAUAUUUCUUCUGUAUAUCUCUCUGAUCAAAUGCUAUGCCCAUCAAUUUCUCAUCAUGUAUUACUAUUUUGUUCUUUUUAUAUUAGGGCUGAACGUGUUAAUGAGUAUUAUGAAUAUCGCGACUUUAACCUUAUUAAUUGGGAUGAAUUACAUUUGCGGUUGUCUAAUUUCGAUUUCUCACAAUUCUUUUCUGGCGAUGUCGACUACCAAUGUUCCUCUAUAUCUAAUCUCACUAAUUUGCUCUUUUCUUGUGUUCCUAUUGUUAGAAAGAGAAUUAGGUAUGAUGAUGUUGAUUGGAUGAAUUCCAGUAAUAUUAGGCUUGCUCUUUCUCUUCGUGAUUUGUCUUAUCGUGCGUAUUUAUCUAAUCGUUCGCUGUGUUAAUGAAAGUGAACUGUGUGACGCCUUACUAAACGUUAAAUCGAGAUCAGUUGGGGUUGAUAAUAUACCUAUUCGAUUUAUCAAAUUGAUUUAUCCUUUAAUAUCAGAACACUUACUUUUUCUAAUUAAUAAUAUAUUGACUACUUCUAAGUAAAUUUCCCUCAUACUGGAAGAUAGCUAGAGUUGUUCCUAUUCCAAAGUCUAGAGUUGUUCAUGGUCCUGGUGAUCUUCGUCCUAUCUCAAUUCUUUCUGUUUUAUCGAAGGUUGUUGAACAUAUCAUGAAAGAUCAAAUACUUUCUUUAGUAUCUAACGCUAUUUAUGAAAAACAGUAUGCUUAUCGUAGGAGUUUUAAUACGACUUCCCUACUUUUAUCGUUAACUGAUUGUAUUAGGCAGAAUGCUAAUGACAACAACUAUAGUGUUCUUAUUUCUCUUGAUCUUUCGAAGGCGUUUGAUUCUAUAAGCCAUUACAGUUUGAUAUGUAAGCUUAGGGAUGAAUUUAAUUUUUCUGGUUCUGCCUGUAAGCUUAUAUUUUCUUAUUUGUCUAACAGAUCACAGUUUGUAGUUUUAAAUGGGAUUAGUUCGAGUUUGCGUUUCCUUUCGUCAGGAGUACCUCAAGGAUCUGUUUUAGGACCUCUUUUAUUCAUGUUAUAUAUAAACAGUCUACCCUAUUUUGUUAACUCUACAAUUUGUGAUACUUUUUUAUUUGCUGAUGAUGUUUUUUUGUUAUUUAAAUGCUCUUUGGAUUUCGAAGACGUUUUGGUAAAUAACAUUAACUUUGGCUUAGAACGGGUCCUUGAGUGGACCUCAUUUAACUCAUUGACUAUAAAUCCUUCCAAAACCAAAGCCAUUAUGUUUGGUCCUACCAAUCGUUUUUUUUGUUGACAUUAAUUUGUAUUUAGGUGGUGUACGUAUUUAUUUUGUAGAUCAACUUAAAUGCUUAGGUGUCAUUUUGGAUUCAAAACUUUCCUUUUCUAAUCAUAUUGAUAUGUUAAGUUCUAGACUUUUUGGAAUUUUUCGCCGGAUUUAUUCGUUGAAUAUGUACUUGCCAUAUCGAGUUAGAAUUCGAUUAUCAUGGGCUUUGUUAAUGUCACAUAUUUUUUACGGUUUUGAAGUUUUUACUGGUACGUGUUCUAUGCAUUUGAAAAAAGUUAAUCGUAUGAUUAAUAUGGUGGUACGUUUUAUUUAUAAUGUUCGACGUCGUGACCAUAUUUCUUAAUAUUUUAUUCGCUUUCUUGGCUGCACUUUUGAUGAACUUGUUACGUAUCGAAAUUUAGUCUUGUUUUAUAAAGUAAUUAAGGUACGUAGACCGUUGCCUUUAUAUAGUUCCUUUAUAUUUUUGCGAUCUAUAAGAAACCCGCAGCUUUAUAUACCGAGAAUAUCUUCAAAUUUUUUUGAAAAAUCGUUUAUUAUAAGGGUUGCACGUUGGUGGAAUCACUUACCUUUUGAUUUAAGAAUAUUUUCGCAUUCAAAUAAUGCUUUUCGACUGAAACUUUUAAGGCUCUUUUCAAAUCACUGAUAUUUUAAUAAUAUCAGUAUUUGAAAUUUAGGUAUCAAUACCUAAAUUGGCUCAUAUACUCUUUUGCUACUGAAUUGGACCUUUGUAACUUUUUAUAUAAGUUUUUUUUUCCUGGCUGGGGAGCCAAUUUGAUCAAUUUGGUAAAUUUAAUUUUAGCUAUUGAAUGAAUUAUAGUAAUGUUAUUAUUUAAUGUAUUAAUAUACAUAGUUUUAAGUAUUCAGGUAUUAUUGUUACUGCUAUGUAAUAUUUUUAUUUUGGCCUCUUAGGCUUAUAUUACAUGUUAUGAAAAUAAAUAAAUGAAAUGAAAAGAAAUUGGAAAUAGAAGUAAAAAAAUUUGACCUUGAAAGGGAAAUAUCCGAAAAUGAAAUUAAAAAUCCAAAAUCCAAUU
Messenger RNA from Lucilia cuprina (Australian sheep blowfly), 5764 nucleotides. RefSeq lists its product as uncharacterized. Bases 2827 to 3861 code for a protein of 344 amino acids. The transcript is spliced from 2 exons. Gene Ontology annotation, molecular function: catalytic activity. Lineage: Eukaryota; Metazoa; Arthropoda; Insecta; Diptera; Calliphoridae. The record is from RefSeq and is a predicted model, not a curated record.